AUGGGCUGCUGCUUCUCAGAGCCAGUUGACUUCGAUGGCGAGGUUAACCUGUACCACUUUGACCUCCACCGUGCGGUCGGGAAGGGCGCCUUUGGCAAGGUCCGCGUCGUCGAGCACAAGAAGACGAAAAAGCUGUACGCGCUCAAGUACAUCGAGAAGACGCGGUGCAUCAAGCAGAAGGCGGUCGCGAAUGUCAUCCAGGAACGCAGGCUGCUGGAGGAGAUUGACCACCCCUUCGUCGUCAAUCUGCGCUACGCGUUCCAGGAUGACGAGAACUGCUUCUUUGUGCUGGAUCUCAUGCUUGGAGGGGAUCUGCGCUUCCACCUUGAGCGCAAGGGUCACAUACCCGAAGAGGUCGUGCGUUUCUGGGUCGCGGAGCUCUCCUCUGGCCUCGCAUACCUUCACAAGCGGAAAAUCGUCCACAGGGAUAUUAAACCCGACAACGUUUUGCUCGACGCGGCUGGCCACGCUCAUCUCACUGACUUCAAUGUCGCCAUCCACUACUCUGAGCGCCGGCAGCAUACCAGCGUCGCGGGCAGUAUGGCGUAUAUGGCGCCUCAGGUCGUCGGGCGCAAAGGGUAUUCUUGGCAAAUCGACUGGUGGAGUCUCGGAGUAACUGCCUACGAGCUCCUUUUCCACCGGAGGCCUUUUGAUGGUCGUACAGCGGAGCGCAUGACCCAAUCCAUCAUCAAGGAUUCACUCAAGUUUCCGGAGGACUGCAGGACGAAAUGCAGUGAUGCUGGCCUGACAGCGCUGAAGGGAUUCCUGCAGAAGGAGCCCGAUCACAGAUUAGGCUGCGUACCAGGGAAGGGUUUCGAUGAUCUCAAGAGACACCCGUGGUUCAAGCCAAUAGAUUGGGCGACACUGGAAACGAAAGAGGCGCAGCCUCCGUUUGUCCCGGAUAUGAAGCAGGCCAACUUUGAUGUCUCCCAUGAGCUGGACGAAUUCCUCAUGGUCGAGAAACCCCUCACACAUACCAAACGCAAGGCCAACGCAGAUUUGGACAAGCUGAAGCCCGAGAUGCGUCAGCUUGAGGAGCAAUUCACCGUCUACGACUUCACGCGACCAAAUCGCAUGUCGUACUAUCCGCACAACCAAAUCGUCACCAGACUCGGUACCGAAUCAACAGACCAUACCGCCGUCUCACAAACCGGAACUCUUGUACCAACGUCGACCGUCGCUGAGCGUUCAACGGCCGGCUCACCAGUCACUGAGAACGUCAAUGCAUUCCAAGCACCGAUCGUCCCAGCAGACGACCCUUCAUCCUCAUCACCGAUAUCACCCUCAGACCCCCCACCCACACACGCACCUUGA
Molecule: messenger RNA, 1314 nt
Organism: Schizophyllum commune H4-8
Lineage: Eukaryota; Fungi; Basidiomycota; Agaricomycetes; Agaricales; Schizophyllaceae
Product: kinase-like protein
Exons: 8
Coding region: 1-1314 (437 amino acids)
Biological process (GO): protein phosphorylation
Molecular function (GO): protein serine/threonine kinase activity; ATP binding
Source: RefSeq, a predicted model, not a curated record